Messenger RNA from Scheffersomyces stipitis CBS 6054, 831 nucleotides. It is a transcript of the gene SEC65, whose product is annotated as RNA-binding signal recognition particle subunit. The coding region runs from base 1 to 831 and encodes 276 amino acids. The record is from RefSeq and is a predicted model, not a curated record. Gene Ontology annotation, molecular function: 7S RNA binding. Gene Ontology annotation, biological process: SRP-dependent cotranslational protein targeting to membrane; SRP-dependent cotranslational protein targeting to membrane, signal sequence recognition. Gene Ontology annotation, cellular component: signal recognition particle, endoplasmic reticulum targeting. NCBI's taxonomy places the organism in Eukaryota, Fungi, Ascomycota, Pichiomycetes, Serinales, Debaryomycetaceae. The transcript has a single exon.
AUGUCCAAAAGACCCGUAUUGGAGGAGGUCGAUGACGACAUCGACAACAUGGACUUAGACAUAGCAGAGUUUGAUCCAUCAUUAAAAACUCCUGUUGCACCUUUGCGUCCAGAACCUACGGUAACCAGAUCACAAGACCUGGAGCCUCCUCUUUUCCCCAAUAUACCUUUGCCUAACUUAGACCAGCCCAUACAGCAUCAAGGAAUCCGUGCUACCAAAAAGGAUAUCGUGAAUCCAAAUGACUUUUCACAGGAGGAAAGAGACCAUUUGAAGAACUUCCAGAUAAUAUAUCCCUGCUACUUUGAUUUGAACAGAUCGCACAAGGAAGGCAGAAGAGUCGCCGUUUCCAAAGCUGUCGAAAACCCUUUGGCCAAAACAGUCUCUGAUGCUUGUCGUUCGUUCAACUUGCCAGUUUUGUUGGAGUUGGACAAAACCCAUCCACAAGAUUUUGGUAAUCCAGGCAGAGUCAGAGUGUUGUUGAAAGAUCAAGUCAAUGGAGGAAAGAUCACCGACUCGAGGUUCAAGACAAAGAGAUCUUUGUUCAACGCCAUUGCCGAAUACUUGGAAGACCACCCGACCACAGUAGAAAGCGUAGGUAAAAAGAGCGGAAUUGCCUUCCCUCCGGAAUUCGAGACUGGCUUUGAGCCUGAGGAAAUCCCCCUCGUUAAAGGUUUCAAGAUGAAUACCAUCGUUCCUGUUCAUUCCAACUUCACCCUCAAGCAUCCUAUGACCAAGAGUAUCUACGAUCCUCUCCCUGAACAGCCGGAACAGGCCAAGUUGCCCAAUGUUCCUAAGCAACAGAAGAAGAAGGUCAUGAAGAUCAGAGGUUAG